This is a messenger RNA of Oncorhynchus masou masou (cherry salmon), 1511 nucleotides long. Its product is annotated as GTPase IMAP family member 8-like. NCBI's taxonomy places the organism in Eukaryota, Metazoa, Chordata, Actinopteri, Salmoniformes, Salmonidae. The record is from RefSeq and is a predicted model, not a curated record. The transcript has 2 exons. Gene Ontology annotation, molecular function: GTP binding.
CCUGCCUCACACGUCACACUGCUCGGAUAACAAGAUAAUUCCUUGAAGAUGGGGCACCUUUCCAAACCUGUGCAACAGACAUCCAGACCAUUGCAGGUGGUGUUACUUGGUAAAACAGGAGCAGGGAAGAGUGCCACAGGAAACACCAUCCUGGGACGCAAAGAUUUUUUCUCAAAGAAGAGUUCCAAAUCAGUGACUGCUGAUAUUUAGAAACAAAAUGUCACCAUUGAAGGAAUAGAUCUUGUCGUGUAUGACACUCCAGGAUUCUGUAACCCCGAUCAAUCUGAAGAGCAAAUUCAGGGGAAAUUACAGGAAGUCCUCAAGUUAACCUCAUCUGGUCCCCGUGUGUUUCUCCUGGUGGUGAAGACAGACAGAUUAACAGAAGAAGAGAAGAGGGUCAUCAGUAAAAUAGAAGGUCUUCUAGGAGAGAGUCUUUUGAAGCAAACCUGGAUCCUGUUCACCAGAGGAGAUGAGUUGGAAGACCAGACUAUAGAAGAAUUCAUUGAGGAGUCAGAUGACCUCACAGAAGUGAUGAGAAAAUACAGUGGAAGAUACCAUGUGUUCAACAACAAGAGGGGUGAUCCUGAACAGGUCAAAUCACUUCUGAAAAAGACAUCCAUCUAUCUCAAUUCUACACUUUCAAGGAGCUCCUCCAUCAGGAAUCUCCCAGAGAGAAGGAUUGUUCUGCUUGGAAAAACCGGUGUUGGGAAGAGUGCAACAGGAAACACCAUCCUGGGACGAAAGGAUUUUGUCUCAAAGAAGAGUUCCAAAUCAGUGACUGUUAAUAUUGAGAAACAAAAUGUCACCAUUGAAGGAAUAGAUCUUGUUGUGUAUGACACUCCAGGAUUCUGUAACCCCGAUCAAUCUGAAGAGCAAAUUCAGGGGAAAUUACAGGAAGUCCUCAAGUUAACCUCAUCUGGUCCCCGUGUGUUUCUCCUGGUGGUGAAGAUAGACAGAUUAACAGAAGAAGAGAUGAGGGUCAUUAGUAAAGUAGAAGGUCUUCUAGGAGAGAGUCUUUUGAAGCAAACCUGGAUCCUGUUCACCAGAGGAGAUGAGUUGGAAGACCAGACUAUAGAAGAAUUCAUUGCUGACUCAGAUGACCUCACAGAAGUGAUGAGAAAAUACAGUGGAAGAUACCAUGUGUUCAACAACAAGAGGGGUGAUCCUGAGCAGGUCAAAUCACUGCUGGAAAAGACAUCCAUCUAUCUCAGUAAGUAUAGCUAACUGUUUAUAUCAAAAUUGAUUUGUCACAUGCGCCGAAUACAACAGGUGUAAGACCUUACAGUGAAAUGCUUUCUCACAUGCCCUCAUCCAACAGUGCAGUUUUUAAUAAAAUAAAUAAAUAAAAGUAACAAAUCAUUCAAGAGCAGCAGUAAAAUAACAAUAGCGAGGCUGUAUACAGGUGGUACCGGUACAGAGUCAAUGUGGAGGCUAUAUACAGGGGGUACCGGUACAGAGUCAAUAUGGAGGUUAUAUACAGAGGGUACCGGUACAGAGUCAAUGUGGAGGCU